UGCAUCACCCAGUACGGAUCAUCGUCGCUAACUUCCCCUUUGCUGGGCAAGACCACGUCCUAUUCAUUCAACUCGUCCGAUUUAUCAACAUGUUGGGCAUAUUCGCCCAAGUUGCCGUUUUUUGUUUCCCCUCUCUCGACAUCGGGGGUAACUGGGGAAUGUCCAGCACGUACACUUACUGGCAACCGUUGUCUCUCAUCGCCGCCCGCGGGACGCGCCAACAAAAUCCCAGCCCCGACUUACCGGGAUUAUUAUCAUCAUGGCAAUUUCUUCCCUGUUGUGGAUCUGCAAACCACCUACCUGGCGCCGUGUACUUCCGGAUGUGGUGUGUGAGAGGAGGUACUUGACUCCCCACCAAUUUACUUCGCAGUGGGCUGGUAUUCGCUCUUGUCUGAUCUGCCGCUGCUCUUGUACAGGGUACGUACUGGUGCGCAC
Messenger RNA from Colletotrichum navitas, 435 nucleotides. RefSeq lists its product as uncharacterized. The record is from RefSeq and is a predicted model, not a curated record. NCBI's taxonomy places the organism in Eukaryota, Fungi, Ascomycota, Sordariomycetes, Glomerellales, Glomerellaceae. The coding region runs from base 90 to 347 and encodes 85 amino acids. The transcript has a single exon.